AUGAAUCAAACAGAGGACAUGCAAAACGGUGAGUCUGAAAUGCUAGUGAAGACUGCAAAAGAAGUCUGUGCUGAGGGUUUGGUUGUAAGUGGAGGGGGAAAGGAUGGCAUCUUUAUCAAGGAAGUAAAAUCUGAAUCGCCUGCCUCAAAGCAUCUAAGUGUGAAAGAAGGUGAUCAGAUAAUUAGUGCUACAGUAUACUUUGAUAAUGUGUCUUAUGAAGAUGCCCUCCAGAUUCUUGAGCAUGCACAACCAUAUAAAGUGGAGUUCUGUCUAAAACGCAAACCAGUUCCAACAAGAACACAAGAAGAUGCUGAGACAAUGAGGCCAGAUGUAACCAUUGGCGAGGAGGCUGAGGGAGAGGAAGUUGGUGAAGCAGAAAUGAGAGGACGAAGAAAGACAAAAAAGCAACAUGAACGCAUCUCUUGGCCAAAAUUCCCUUCUUUUAGCAAGGGUUGCAGGGCAAAUUUUAAGAGAUCUCACAGCACAUCAGAAGCAGAAGAACAGAGGAAAUUAGAGAUAAGUCCACCGACAAGUGACACAGAGUCACCUCUUAAGUCUCCAUUAAAAUCUCCAGAUGGAAAAGAGAAGAAAAAGAUCCACAAAAUGAAGCUUAAGAUGAGAAUGACAGGUCGCAGGAGCAAGUCAGUUGAAGAGGCCCCAGAGAAUGGAGAGGAGCUAACAACAGACAAUAUGGAGGUCUUGGAAAAGCAAACAUUUGUGAAUAUUGCUGAAGAACACAACUUUCAGGAGCCAGUGAUUAAUUUGGUAGAGAGCCCUAAACUGUUGAAUGAAGCUGAUAAUACUGAGCCUACUAAAACAAGAAAUGAGUAUACAUGCCCAGCUUUGCCAGUGACUGAAUCAUUGCAUAAGGUUGAGCUCAUUAGCUUGGACAACACAUUAAAUACUACUGAUAUUACAGUUGAUCUAGGGGAGGAUAGCAAAGAAAGGAGAGAAAGAUCGGAAUUAAAGGUUAGCAUUCAAGGAAUGGAUAAAUCUGAAAUAGGAUCAGAGAGCCAAUUAAAGUCUGCCUCAAGUGGAAUGAGAUCUUCAGAUCCAUUGACAUAUGGCAAUAUUGUGGGCAGCCCCAGCUUAAUAUCACAAGGAGAGGAAGUGAGACAUCAAAUUGAUUCUGAUAGCAAGCUGAAAAAUCAAGAGAUUUUAGAGAAGACCCAAGGGUCAGAAGACAUGGACAUGAGUAUGCGUAAAGCUGAUGUUUCCCUGGACAUGUCUGAUGUAGGACUGAUACAAAAGUCACCAAGAAUUGGCAGUGACAAGGAAAAGAAAGAAAGAAACAUUCUUGAAACAGAAAGCUAUGGGAUUCGAACCAGAGGUCCACUGGCAGCCGCAACUAAGAGUCAUUUUACAAAAACAGUAAAUAGACUAGAGUUUGCAUCAUCAGACUCUUUCACUUUUGAUAUUAAAACGAGGCAGGAUGUGUCCUCAACUGUCACUGACAUGAAGAAAUCAGGCACUCUAACACCUGUUAUAUUCCAGCCAAAACCAAAUGCUCUGGAUGUGGAUAUAAGUGGGAAGAGUACUGGUAGUAGCGCUGAAGUAAUCAAAAGAUCAGAUUUGAAAAUCGACACUUCUGAGUUAACAGAAAAAGCAAAUAUUGAUUCCAUUCUAACUGAUCUUGGUAAAAGACCAGAGUCAAACUUCAAACUUCCAAAGGUGGAUAUCUCUGAAUUUGACCACCAAGAAUCAAUAAUUAUAAGACAGAGAGGCUCAACCAAAGCCCCUCUUCUAAAACGAGAGGAAAUUGAGAUUCCUGGGAUGGAGGACAAAGGAUCAAAAGCCAACUUUAACUCACCAAGAGUUAAAGAACAAAAAGCUCAGGGGGAAGCUGAAGAGUUUAAUGUUGAGGAUGUAAAGGAAGCAGUAUCAAAAUUCCCAGCAUUUAAAUUACCCGAAAGAGACAUCACAGGUGUGCUUGUACAGAGAGAAAUCAAAAUCAUGGAAAUAAAGGCAGACAAGACUGGUGUGUCACCUAGAGGAUCCCCUUGUAAAAUUUCAAGCAUGAGCACAGAUAUAAGCAGUAAAUUGCUUGAAAACACAUUGGAUAAAGAAAAACUGAUAAGUUCUUUUGUUACAAAAGAUGAAGCCUUCAUAUUACCAAUAACUGAACAACUGCAUCUUCAUGAUGAAACAAGUAUAACUGAGAAAAAAAUAGACAGAUCGAAAGUAAAGUUUGAAGCCCAACAAUCCAAAACUGGUAAAAUUUUGGCAAGAGAUGAUAAGAUAAGUACUUCCUCAGAUGAAAAAUUCAAACUUCCGAAACGUGAAGACAUUGAAAUACCUGGAAUGGAAGCCAUUGUGCAAUCAGUUCAGGUGCAUAAAAUCAAAGUAGCCAAAGAUAUUCAAGAUGAUGCUGUAAAAGAGUAUACUGAUGCAGAUGUAACUAAAGUGGUCAAAAAAGGACAUGAGAAGAAAUCAAAGAAAGCAAAGGUAUCUAUGCCAAGUUUUGGAAUCAUGAAACCUGACAUUCACUUCCCAGAUAUUGGGAUUGAGUUACCAAAAAAGACCACCUCAUUGAAAAGUGAUGAAAUAAAGGAGACGGAAGCAAAAAUAUCUCUUGAUGAAUCAAAACAUAAAAAGAUUUCUCGUGAAGAACAUGUAGUCAUCAAACAAUCUGCUGAAGAGACAGCAUUUGAAAAAUCCCAUGAAGGAGAUGUAAAGGGUGAUCAAAUGCUACAUCAUGAUGAUAGCACAGUUAUGGAAACCCCAACACAAGAGGUAACUGAACAGGUGGCAUCUGCCAAUGAUGGAGAAAUGAAAGCUGAAAUCCAAAGCAAAGACACAAACACUGAUUCCUCUCCACAAAAAAAGAAACUGCCAAAAUUCAAAAUGGCAAAAAUCGGAGGGAAAUCUAUAAAAGAAUCCAUUAUAAAAGAGGAUGUUACGAUGCAAGAAAAUGACAAAAUAAAGGUUGAAUUAGAUUCUGAGAAGAGAACAUCUGAGACUGAUACCAAAGCACAAAGUUUUGAAAUAAAUUUGAGUAAAAUAAAAAUGCCUAGUAUAGAUAUUUCUCUUCCAAAAGUAAAAAUGCCAAAGACAGAGGAAAAAAAGCAGGAGAAAACUGGACUCUCAAAGCCUGAAAUUGAUGCAGGUGUUGAAUUUAGCAAGGAUUUUAUCCCCAGUGAGACACCAGGGCCCACUAAAGAAAGGGUUGGGAAAGUUGACAUUGAGGUUGAGGCUGUAGAAGAUGCACAAGAGGAUAGUGGGUUUAGACUGAUCAAGAAUGGUAUCUCAUUGCCAACAGAGAAGACAGAAGAAAGCGGUCUUCUACCAGAGGAAACUAUCUCAUCUGAAAGAACUAUCAUCAAGGUUGAUGGAAAAACUGAGGUGGAGUCAUCUGAACUUCCACAAGCAGAAAUCAAAGAAACUGAGUCUAAAAUGAAGAAAAGGAAAAUAUCAUUUCCCAAAUUUGGAUUCUCUAAAUCUGAAAAAUCUGAUGCUCACAUAUCUCUUCCAACAGUACACAGCUCUUUACAAAAGGGAGGUGCUGAUAUAACAGAAUUAGAUAUUCAAAGUAAGUCCACCGAGGCAGAGGCUGAGUUAAAGGAUUCAACAGAUUCUCCAACUAAAUUUAAACUUCCCACAAUUAAACUUCCAAAAUUUGGUGUCUCAUUUCCAAAGGCAAUCGAUGCUGGGAGAGAUAUUCAAAUGCCUGAGGCUAAGCUAUCUGGAGAACCUACAGCACUACCUGACAUGAAAGACCCAGAAACUAUUCUCUGUGUAUCCAAGUCUGAUGCUGAACUGUCUGUGCCAGAGGGAAGAUUAGAAAUUACAGAUAUUAACAUUCCGAAAGUAGAUGAUGUUAGUUGUGAACAUUCAUUUUCUAAACCCGAGGUUCAGGCUAGUCUGAUGGACAAUGAAGUUGAUGGAGAAUUUCCAUCUGUUAAGCUUUCAAAACCAGAUAUCAAAGCUGCAGAGGUUGAUGUCAGUCUUCCACAGAUUGAUCUCUCCAUACCAGGAGGCAAUGUGGAAAUAAAAGAGCCCAAUGUCAAUUUCACCAUUUCAAAGGGUGAGGCUGAACAAAAAGACAUAACAAUUGUUGGUUCACCAGUAAAGUUUAAACUCCCCUCUAUCAACUUGCCAAAGUUUGGAGGUAAAGCAUCAAAGGUAGACAAAGAUUUGCCAACUGUGGAUAUAGAUGCUGAAGAACCUGAUGAAGGACUUUCAGAAGAACAAAUAAGCAUGAAACUAAAAGGCGAUGCACCAUCAGGUGAAAUCAAGGAAUCUUAUGUGACUAUUGAAGGUCAGUGUGUUAGUGUAGGCCGAAAGGUUGAAGAUGCAAAGCCCAAAAGACAAGAAGAUACAGUUAAUCUGCCAAAAUUUGUCAUUAACCUUUCAGAAGUAAAAGCUCCAGAUACUGAUUUUAGUACAUCAAAGAAAAAGAGAGAUCUUACUUCAAUGGAUGCAAAAACUGAGGUACAAUCAUCUUAUGAUGAAGUGCCCACAGAAACAUUUGAUAAACCAGAAGAUGAUUCUAAAGGACCAGAUGUACCUGUACAGAUGAAAAGACCAAGCUUUUCACUUCCAAAAUUUGGGUUUUCAAAACCAGACAUUAAGGCUUCUGAGGCAGAUUUGAGCCUUCCAAAAGAUGAUGCCUCCGAACUUGAAGGAAGAGAAGAAUCAGUUGUAGAGACAAAAGAGUCAAACGCUGAGGAUGACCAGACUGAAAAAGUUUCAAGAGGAUCUCCAUCAAAAUUUAAACUUCCCACAAUUACGUUUCCAAAAUUUGGAGUCAAAUUUCCAAAGGCAACAGUCUCUGACCUUGACAAGCAUAUGCCUGAAGUCACCAAAGACGAACCUACCAUGAAAAUUAAAUUGCCAGAGGCUGAUGUGUGCAGGGAACUGCCAUCAAUACCUGAAAUGAAAAGUCUAUCUAAACCUGACAUUGAUGUCUCUACACCAGAGGCAGAAAUGUUUGAGGAUGUUCACUGUGAACUGAAAAAAGAAAUUAUAUUAUCUCCAGAACUUGCAUUUUCUAAAGCAGAUGUUAAGAUGAGUCUCAUAGGCCAUGGUCUUGAUGAAGAGCCAGCUAAAGAAGAUUUAAUAUCAGGUAUGGAUGUUCAAGCCAAGAAAUUUUACACUGAAGUCAAACUUCCUUCACUUAAAGUAGAUGCAGUCAUCCCAAAAGCUACAGAAAAAGAGAGUGAUAUUAAAUUAAAAAAACUGAAGAUGUCAUUUCCAAAAUUUGGAUUUUCCAAAUCUGAGACUAAGACCCCUGAUGCUGACACCAGUCUCCAAAAAGAAGAAAUAGCUGUUCCAGACACUGAGAUCAAAGAGAUUGAUGUAACAAUUCUUGCUCCAGAGGUUGAAGUCCAGGAAAAAGAUAAAAUUACUACUGGUUCUCCAUCUAAAUUCAAGCUUCCAACAAUUUCUCUCCCUAAAUUUGACAUUUCCAUUUCAAAGACUGUCGAGGAAUCUACAGCAAAAGUGGGUGAUGUAACACAGUCAGAAAUAAAGGACGAAUCAGAAGCUUUGUCACAAAAUAAAACCAAACUUGAUAUCUCAAAAGAAAUAGCAACUCAUUAUUCAGAACCAUCAAAACUACAUUUUGAAAGUCAACCAAUGGAUGCUGAAAUAAAGACCAAAGAUAUUGAUCCUGGAAGUCAAGGAAGUAGAUUUAUGAUGCCCAAAUUUGAAUUUUCAUUUCCAAAGCUAAAAGGGCCAGAAAGUAAAAAGGGUGCAUCAAGUAUGGAGGAUAAUAUAGAGAAAAUUGAGUAUACACUAACACAUGACAUGAAAAUGGAAACUGGGGUAAAGAUGAAGACGCCAAAAGUGCUGAGCUCAGAACAUGAAUUUUCUAUACAAGACAUUAAAUCUCCAGAGAAUAACAUUGAGAUGGGUGAUACAUAUGUAACAGAAGCAGUGGACGUGAAACAACCUGAAUCUGACAUGAAAAUUCAAAUGACUGAGAUGUUAAAAGAUGAUACAACCGCAGGAGGUUCACCAAUCAAAUUCAAACUUCCCACAUUCAAACUACCCAAAUUUGGGAGUUCAUCUUCAAAAACAAAACCUGAAAUAACAGAAUUGAGAGGUGAUGUGCUUCCUUCGGUGGCCCCAGAGAUUGAUGUCAGUCUUGGACAAGUUGAUUCCUCUAAACCAGAGGUUGACAUGGAAAUAAAAGAACAAAGUACAAAUAUCCCAGUGUCAAAGGUUGACGCUGAACAAAAAGAUGUAACAAUUGGUAAUGCCCCAACAAAUUUUAAACUCCCCUCAAUCAACUUGCCAGAGGUUGGAGAAAACGGUACCAAGGAAGAGAAAACUAUGCCAGUUGUAGAUAUAGCUGUUAAAGGACCUGAAGUAAGUGGUCCAGAUACACAAAUAAAAAUAACAGAUGAAGCCCUAUCUGUUGAUAUAAAGGAACCUCAUCUGGUCACAGAGGCUCAAUCUGUUAAUGUGAACAUAAAGGUUGAAGAUGUUGAACUUGAAGGACAAGGGGGUAAGUUUAAGCUGCCAAAGUUUGGUAUUGACCUUCAUAAAGUAAAUGGGUCUGAUUUAAGUACAUCAAAUGCAGGGGAUAUAGCUGCUGAAGUACAGGAAACUGAUAUCAAAGAACCAAAGAUAAAAACUGAGGGGAAAGCUUACACAUCAGAACACGAUUCUAAAGGCCUAGAUGUGAAGAUGGCAUUACCCAAAUUAGGGUUUUCAAAACCAGAAGUAAAAACCUCUGGGGUUGAUAUAAGUGUUCAAAAAAUGGAUGUCCCAAUAACAGAAGGCAGUGUGGACAUAGAAACAAAUGUAGAUAUCAAAUUGUCAAAGGUGGAGUCAGACCAAAAGGAUUCAAACAUUUUUGGCUCUCCAACAAAGUAUAAACUCCCGUCAAUCAACCUCCCAAAAUUUGGAGUUAAAUCACAAAAAACAGCUUUAGACAUUAAUGUCAUAGAUUCAGAAAUGGAGGCUACAAACACAAAAUGUUCUCAACCUGUGGUAAAAUUAGAAGUACAACCACCAAAGAAUGAAGUUCAAGAUGAUGACACUGAGAAGAGUGCAAACAUACCUGAGGUUGAUUCCAAAGGAAAAGGAAAAGUGAAGAGACCAAGUUUUUCAUUUCCCAAGUUUGGGUUUUCUAAACCAGACACCACAACUCCACAACUUGAUGUCAGUGUACAAAAGAUUUAUGUACCUAUAACUGAAGGCACUGUGCAUGUAACAGAACAAACAGCAGAAAUUACACUUCCAGAGGUAGAGGAACAGGCUGAACAGAAAGAUCCAACAAUUGUUGUUUCCCCAACUAAAUUUAAACUGCCAGCAUUUAACCUGCCAAAAUUUGGAGUCAAGACCUCAAAAGGCAUGGUAAAUCUAUCAUCAGCAGAAGAAGACAUCAAAGGAACAGAAAUUAGUGUUAAUGUACCAGAUAUCAAAGUGUCAGGAAAAAUACCAAAAAUUGACACAGAAGAAAUAAAAAAUGAAAUUGAUCUGAGUCCCACAAAAAGAGAAACUGAUAUUCAUCUAGCAGAGGGGAAGUUAAUACUACCCUUACCUGAUGUCGACGUACAGGAUUUUUCCAUUGAAGGCCAUGCAGACAUACCUGUGGUUGACACAAAAGAGCUGGAUGUGAAACUGAAGAAACCAAGCUUUUCCCUGCCCAAAUUUGGUUUUUCAAAGCCAGAUAUUAAGGUCCAAGAAGCUGUUGCAAGUCAUCCAAAGACUGAUAUGUCAAUCACAGAGGGCCACAUACUUGUUAAAGAACAAGAUGCAGAAAUUACCUUUCCAGAUGAAAUGAACAAACAAAAAGAUCCAACAUGUGUAUCUCAGACAAAAUAUAAACUGCCCUCAAUCAACCUUCCAAAAUUUGGAAUGAAAUAUACAAAGGAAAAAUCUGAUAUUCCAACAGUAGAUGUAGAUAUCGAAGAACUAGAAAUCAGUUUUCCUGAAACAGGAGAGGAGCAAACAUAUGUCGACAUUAAGGGGCACUCUGCUGAUGUGGACAUUAAGGGCAAAGGGACUGACAUUGAUGGGCAGGGUAGCAAGUUCAAGCUACCAAAAUUUGGAAUCGGCAUGCCAAAGGUAAAGGAGACAGAGACUGGCCUGCUAUCUGAAGAACAGGUAAAUGUGCAACGGCCUGAUGUUGCAAUUGAAGAUGUUACCACUGAGGGAAAAGCAGAUAAAGCUGACGUUGAUUCCAAAGGGCUGAAAGUGAAACUUCCAAAAUUGGGAUUUUCAAAACCAGAUCUUAAGUCUCCUGAAGCUGAUGUGAGCCUGCCCAAGUCUGAUUUGGACAUAUCACUGGGAAUUACUGAGGUUUCAGAACAAUCUACAGAUAUUAAAUCUCCAAAAAAAGAAAUUGUUAGCUCUCCAUCAAGAUUUAAACUUCCAUCAAUCAAUUUCCCAAAAUUUGGAAUGAAAGCAUCAAAGGGCACAGUGGAUAUCCCAACAGCAAACAUGGACAUCCAAGGGCCUGAAGUUAGUCUUCCUGAAGAGAACAUUAAAAUGUCAGGAGAAGCACUGUGUAUUGACAUGAAAGAGCCAACAGUAAAUGUUAAGGAUGCUUCCAUUGAGAUCAAAUUCAAGGGUGAAGGAAUCGACAAACAGCAACAAGAUGGCAAAUUUGAGAUUCCAAAAUUUGGAAUUGCUCUACAUAAAAUAAAAAGUCCAGACAGCGACCAGGGGCAUGAGGAAACCCUUUGUGAAGUAGAAGGGAAGAUUCCAGGGGUUGUACUAUCCAUAGAGAAUAGAGAGCCAAAUGUAUCCAAAGUAUCAGUGGAAGUGGAUAUGGAGGCUAAAGGUACUGAACUUGAAGUAGAGAAAAGUAAAUUCAAAGUACCAAAACUUGGAAUUCCUCUACAAAAAUUGAAAGGUCCAGAAAUGGACACAAAUGUUUCAAAGGCAGAGGUUUCUCAGACUGAAGCCAAAGAAGCUGAAGAUGCUGAUGCUGAUUUAACUGAUAUGAGUUCUAAGGGACUAAGUUUAAAAAUGAAGAAGCCAAACCUUGCAUUUCCAAAAAUGGGAUUUUCAAAAUCAGAUGGCAAGGCCCAAGAUAUUCAAGCCAGUAAAACAACAGCAGAUGUUUCCUUGCCAGAGGGCUCUACAGAAAUACAGGAAACUGAGAAAGAUAUUAAGCCACCAGAGGGUGAAAUAGAAAUAACAAGUCCACAAUUUGGUUCACCAACGAAAUUCAAACUCCCAACAAUAAAAUUACCCAAAUUUGGAGUUUCCACUUCAAAGGUCACUGGGGAAGCACCAAAGGCUGAUGCUGACAUCAAGGAAACUAAAGUUAGUUUAGUGGAUAAUGAGGUAGAGACAUCCAAGGUGGAUCAGUCAGAUGUUGCAGCGGUGGAUGCCACUUCUGUUCAUACUAAAACAAAAGCAAAAGGAAUUUACCAAGAAGGACAGGACAAUAAAUUUAAACUUCCAAACUUUGGGGUUUUAUUACCCAAAGUAAAAGGCCCUGAGCUGGAAGUUGCUGCAGUAGAGGUAAAAACAGAUGUACCUGAAGUUGGGAUCACAGAACCAGAAAUGAAGAUCCAAGCAGAAGGAAGUCUACCAACAGUAGACAUAGAGGUAGAGACAGAGCUUAAAGAUGAUAAAAUUGUUACAGGUUCUCCAAGUAAAUUCAAAGUACCUGCUUUUAAAAUGCCAAAAUUUGGAAUUUCAGCUCAAAAGACAUCUGACAUAAAAGCAGAAGCGGCAGGAGUCAAUGAACCAGACACUAACACUGACCUAAAUAUUGAAGACAAGACUAUACAAAUACAAGAUUCUAAAGCAAUACACAGAGAGGGUGAAAUUAAAGGAACCACUGAACAGGCUGCUGCUAAAAAAGUGGAUGGGGACAAAGGCUCACCGAGUAAAUUCAAACUUCCUACCAUAAAAAUGCCAAAGAUGAGCAUUUCAAAAACAAAAUCUCAAGAUGGAGAAGAUGACACAACCAUAAAGGCCAGUGCUCCAGAAGGUAAAACAGAACCCAAAGAUGAUUUACAAGGGCCUGAAAAAUCACCCAGAUUUACAAUGCCUACCCUUGGGGAUGUUAUCAGUGGCUUUGAUGUAGAAUUUAAUGUUCCAACAUUAGAAGAAAUGGAAGCACAAAAGGACAAGCCAUCUGCUAAGCAAAUUAAUGAGGCUGAAGUCAAAGUUGAGGUAUCAGCAGAACAUAAGGACAAAGGAACUCCGGAAAAAUCCAAAUUUAAAUUUAAAUUUCCAAAAUUAGGAUUCAGCCAGUCCUCAGAUGAAGGUGAUAAGUUGGUGGAUGCUAAGGUUGAGGAAAUUGAAAAGCAUAAUGAAGCUUCAGCAGAUCAGAAAGCAGAGGUUAACAAAGAACAACCAAAAACGGAGAAGGGGGGCUGGUUCAAGUUUUCCAGACUUUCUUCUCCCACCAAAACUGCAAAGACCAAUGAGAAAGAAGUAAUUUAUCCAUCCAAAGAGGCUGAGAAAAUGUCCAUGAAUGACGAUGUAGAGAAAGAAUCCAUCGAGGCAAACGAGGAACCUGAGAAGAGCCCCCUGAGUGAGAUUGUGGAGGAGAAUAUUAGCUCAACAUUGUCACUGAGGUCAUCUGAAGCCUUUGCUGAUAUAAGUUCCACACAAACCACUGAGCAGGUUGGCUUGUCACAGACCUCGCCUACAAAAGUAAAAGUAAAAUAUGCUGAACCUACUGCCACUGUUGGCGUCAGUGAUGUAAAUAGGGAUGUUGUGACUUCCACAGCCAGAUGUGAACUGAUAUCAAUGGAGCCUCACCAGCCAGAAAAAGUGAAUAUCCCAUUUUCAUCAGAUAUGUCCUCACCCUCAGUGGACACUCCUAAACAGAUGUCAGAGGAAAUUCAUUUCAUCAUGUCGAACAUACAAGCUAUACCAGAUACACAGCAAGCAGCAACCCUCACUAAUUUAGAUGUCCAUGGAAUUCACACCUCACCUUUACAAGUAAAACUCGGAUCGGACUCGGUGUUGACAGUGGUGAAAACCAGAAUGCAACAUGGGGAGCACACUUUAGAGGAAAGGCAUGUUGUGAAAGAGACGUUAAGUGAAGAGACUGUACUUGUGACCCAGAGAACACGUGUAUUUGAAGGAGACUCUGUAGAACCCAUUUCUGAUGAGACAGCUUCCUCUAUUCGUAGGCUGCGAGAUACAGUGCACACUGAGAAAAUGAAGUUUUUUGACAGUGUAGAGACAACUGAAGAGGUCAAUGAUAAGAGCGCUGAAAUAUCUAUAAGAUAUAUGGGUUCCUCUACCGAUGACAAUGAGGGGAAAUUAACAUGAUAUGGCGAACAUGAGUUGUAUAUCGAAUCAGCUGAUUUUAUGCUUUUGAAUGUAUGUUUCAGUGUUCUCUUGUAUAACCAUAUAAGCCAGCUAAUUUGUAUUGCUAAAAAGCAAAGUUGGGCCAGCACUUAUUUAUUAAUAUGAUGCAAAGAUGUUUGUUUAGCUAACUGAGAUAUUUUUUAAAUCCACUGGAUUAUAUAUAUAUAUAUAUAGAUAGAUAGAUAUAGAUAUAUGUGCAAGGAAAAAUAGGAAAAGGUUGUCAGUGUGCUAAAUAAUAAAACUAUUAUCUUGGGAAUAUUGUUUAUGGUGGGAACUUGGUAAUAUUCAAGCAAACAACAUAUAAAUAGAUAUAUUCACAAAAAUUAUACAUUUGGUGUGGCUUUUAAAGACUGUUGAUAGUAUCACAUAUUAAAGCAUUUAUUUCUUUGAGCUCAUCUAUUUUGACAAAUAUAAAUGCAUAUAAAAUCUGUGUUUCUGAGGCCUUAGAAAUUUUUUUUUUAAAUGCAAACAAUCAUGUAGCCUACAUAUUUUAUUCAGUUAAAAAGUCUCUCUCUGUCAUCUUUGUUUGCUUAUAACAAAGCAUUUGCACCUGAUGGAAUUUAUGUGUUUUUUCUUUUUAAAUGUAUGUAUUCAAUGCAUAUUUUUAGUUUCUUAAUAAGCAAUGACUUAUCUUUUAACAUAUAUAGUCAAAUAAAUCACAUAAAUGUUGUAAGAGCACAUCAGCUGGUCACUGCAAAUGAAGUAAAACAUUACUGUAAAUUAUGCUCAGUGUCUUAGUGUGUGAACAAUUACACACAAAAAAGUAAAACAAUACAGUCAGUAGCAGUUUGUGCACUCAAUAAAGUUCUU
Myxocyprinus asiaticus (Chinese sucker) is the source of this 12048-nucleotide messenger RNA. Its product is annotated as neuroblast differentiation-associated protein AHNAK-like. Gene Ontology annotation, cellular component: cytoplasm; nucleus. The transcript is spliced from 5 exons. The record is from RefSeq and is a predicted model, not a curated record. The coding region runs from base 1 to 11199 and encodes 3732 amino acids. NCBI's taxonomy places the organism in Eukaryota, Metazoa, Chordata, Actinopteri, Cypriniformes, Catostomidae. Gene Ontology annotation, biological process: regulation of RNA splicing. Gene Ontology annotation, molecular function: protein binding.